CGCAUGCGCCUCGCCUCCAGUCUUCAGCCUUUGGAACUCGGGCUCACUUCAAUAAGAGAGACCAUGUCCGCCAUCAACCUUAGGCACUCUAUCCUUUCAUUUAAACCAACUUCUUCAUGAAAUAGCAGUAACACACGGCCUCAAGCAUGGCCACAUCGGGUGCAGUUCAGGUGAAACUGGAGCUCGGUCACCGAGCCCAGGUCAGAAAGAGACCUACAGCGGAAGGGUUUACUCACGACUGGAUGGUGUUCGUUAGAGGACCGGAGCACAGCAACAUUCAGCACUUUGUGGAAAAAGUCGUUUUUCAUCUGCACGAAAGCUUCCCAAGACCAAAAAGAGUUUGCAAGGAUCCACCUUACAAAGUUGAGGAGUCGGGGUACGCAGGCUUUAUCUUGCCAAUUGAAGUAUACUUCAAAAAUAAGGAAGAACCUAAGAAAGUGCGCUUCGACUACGACUUAUUCCUGCACGUCGAAGGCCACCCACCUGUAAACCACCUCCGCUGUGAGAAGCUCACUUUCAACAACCCCACAGAAGAAUUCCGGAAAAAACUGCUGAAAGCGGGAGGGCAAAGAGAUCCUCACAAAAGGUUUGCUGAUGACCCAAAAGUCAUGGUCAUGCAGGAAGGAUCCACGUCGCUCUUCGGACAAAGCCUGCAACUCCCUGUACUCCCCAGUAAUGCUGCAUCUUUUUCGGACACAAAGAAGAUCAAGUCCUCCCAUGGAUCAAAGGACCUGGCCAAGUGCAGCACCCUCACCACCACCACUACCAACAGCAGCAGCUCAUCAAAGCACCACAAAUCCGCGAAAGAGCACAAAGACAAACCUUCAAAAGAGCAUAAAAGUGCCUUUAAAGAACCUUCCAGGGAACUCUGUAAACUUUCCAAAGAUUCCAAGAAACCCAAAGAAAAUAGACCACUUAAAGACAACAAGCCCAUUCCGAAGAUGGCGUUUAAAGAACCCAAGCCCAUGUCCAAGGAAUUAAAGUCUGACACGAGUAGUGUCCACGUCGACAGGGCGGGGGGUCUGCAACACGACAUUAAGGCCACCAACAAAAGGGAGCCCAGUGGCAACCCUAAUGAACUUGUAACCAAAAAGAGAAAGAAGAGUAGCUUGGAAACUGCGCUGAAACCUUUAUCCAGCUCGUCUCCACCGCACCUUUCCUCGGACAAAAAACAGACGAAGGACAAACCCCAGAUCCGAUCAGCAAAACUUAAAAUAGACAGCGAGACCCCAGAGAGAAAGAAACCCACUUUGCCUCAUUUUGAAGAUUUUGUGGACCCAAAUGAAUCGGACAUAGAGGACAAUAUGUCUACCAAGUCAGAGUUGGGACAGCCCAGUCCAGCAAGCUCCAGUACCAGUUCCAGCUCUGGUUCUAGUUCUCAGAACACACAAGUGCCUGACUUCAUCUGCAGGAAGGUUGUAGCUGUCCCUGCAGCAGCUCAUACAGUUUUGGCCCCUUUGUCAAUAAUGCAGGACCUGCAUUCUGAUGACAACGAAGAGGAUUCGGAGGAAGAGGAUGACAAUGAUUCAGACGUAGAGCGGCCUGUACACAUGCACAUGACCCACAGAAAUCGCAGGGUGAGCUUAAGUGAUGGCAGUGAUAGUGACCAUAGUGCUGCUUCAUCACCACCAGCACACCGUGAACCACCACCCUCACUAAAAACUAGCAAGAACCAGAUUAUAGAAGUAAAAAGCCCAAUAAAGCAAACAAAACCUGAAAAAACAAUAAAGAAUGGGGAUUGUGAUACGGCUUAUCUCGAUGAGCUGGUGGAACUUCAUAGAAGGUUAAUGACUCUGAGAGAGAGACACAUACUACAGCAAAUUGUUAACCUCAUAGAAGAAACAGGACACUUUCACAUUACCAACACCACCUUUGACUUUGACCUUUGCUCACUGGACAAAACCACAGUACGAAAACUACAGAGUUACCUUGAGACUUGUGGAACUUCCUGAGAUUACAGCGGCUGGCUGCUUCAUGGAAAUGAGAAACACAUACAACAAAACUUCUUUUUUUAUU
Polyodon spathula (Mississippi paddlefish) is the source of this 2016-nucleotide messenger RNA. Its product is annotated as protein AF-9-like. Gene Ontology annotation, cellular component: super elongation complex. NCBI's taxonomy places the organism in Eukaryota, Metazoa, Chordata, Actinopteri, Acipenseriformes, Polyodontidae. The record is from RefSeq and is a predicted model, not a curated record. The transcript has 14 exons. The coding region runs from base 147 to 1952 and encodes 601 amino acids. Gene Ontology annotation, biological process: regulation of DNA-templated transcription.